UGAACGUAAAAUAUAUGUAAAGUGCUUAGUGACAAUUUACGAUAUAUUCGAAAGAAAUCUUAAUACUUUAUAUUAAUAUUAUUUUAUGAUUAAUUAUUAAUAAAAGAUUAAACUUUUUGGAUAAAUAAAAUAAUUUAAACUUUAAUAACUUUUUUUAAUUUAAUCGCUGAAAAAUGGCUGAUCCUAAAUAUGCUGAUUUACCUGGGAUUGCAUAUGAUCAAGUUGAUGUUUAUGAAACUACUGAUUUACCAGAAUCAGAACAAUUUCAACUUUACCCUGAGGAUGAAACAGAUUCUAUAGAAAAAUUACAUAUUAGUGCCACAGAAGCAUUUAAUAAGUUUAAAAAUAAACAUGUUAUUAGCAAAGGAGUUGAUUUUUCAGAUCGAGUAUCACUCAAACCAAGAACUGGCUAUAAAUUUGGAGAUUGGGAAUUACCUGGAGAAGGAGAAAAAGAAACUCUUAUUCAAAAAUAUCAACGUUUACAAUGUGAAAUUAAAGAAUUAUAUGAAGAAGUGAAUGAUUUAAAAGAAAUAGGAAAAAAUGGAGAAGAUGAAGUAAAAUCUGUUGCUGGUGUGAUUUCUCAAGUACAACUUCUAGAAAAACAAUUAGAUUCCUUAAAAUUAGAAGAAUGUCUUGGAACUGAUCUUGUUGCUACUCUAUCUGAUCCACAAGGCACAAGAAUGAAACAAUUGAUAUCACAAAUAGAAGCAUUCAAGCAAACUAGUAUUCUUACUUCUGAUACUGAUUCAAAAGUACAAAAUAUAAAAGAUGAUAAAAUUAAUAAAACAGAACCUGGUGUACUCAAGUAUCAGAUGAUGUAUCUUCCAGAAAAAGCAAGAAUGCAAGAAGCAGCAAGAAUUGCAUUACUUGAACAAAGGCUUUGCAAUUUAGAAAGUGUCAUUGGAACAACUAGUGAUAAACUUUCUAAAUUUUCACAGAAUCUCAAAAGUCAAGGAGUAAUGGAAGCUCUUCAAGAAUUAGGAGCAAAAGCUGCAUUACUAGAUACUUAUCAAUUAGAUAUAAUUGAAAGUCGAUUAGCUACACUAAUUCAUAGGAUGGAUAAUAUUGCACAGAAAAAAGCUGCACUAACAUUAGAUUCAGAACAAGAACAAAAAAUUUCAGAAAUGUAUGAUAUCAUGAAACAGACAGAAACUAUGUCACAAAUUUUACCACAAACUGUAAAUCGAAUGUUGGCUUUAAAUACCAUUCACCAACAAGCUGCUACAUUCAACAAAUCUUUAAUGCGUUUAGAAGAAUUACAAUCACAAAUAACAUCCGAUUUGGAGAGUAAUAAAUCUCUUUUAAAAGGAGUUCAAGAAAGCUUUGCAUCAAAUUUAGAAAUUAUAAAAAAUAACAUAGAAUCAUUAGAUGAACGUAUUAAAAAACUUAACAAGUGAUAAUUUAUAAAAAUAUGAAUGAAAUUUUCGUUAUAAUGCUUCAAUUUUUUUAGCAAAUAUUUAUUAAAUUAUGUUAUUUACUAAUAUAUAUUUUCUAAAUGUA
This is a messenger RNA of Apis florea (little honeybee), 1500 nucleotides long. RefSeq names its product dynactin subunit 2 (gene DCTN2-p50). Gene Ontology annotation, biological process: microtubule-based process. Gene Ontology annotation, cellular component: dynactin complex. NCBI's taxonomy places the organism in Eukaryota, Metazoa, Arthropoda, Insecta, Hymenoptera, Apidae. The record is from RefSeq and is a predicted model, not a curated record.